UAUUAUGGGCGGUCUGGAAACAUAGUGAGAGGAUCUUCAGGUGCUUCAUUCUGCUGACAGCGAGGCUUGAUGUUGUUGAAAGCAGCACCGAUAUUGUUUACCAUAUUUUUUUUUUUUAAAAGAGAGAAAGAACAUCAACAAACUCCGAUUUACGUUUUGUGAAUUAGCGGCGCAUUUUUUUGGGAGCCAACAUGGGGAAAGUGGAAGGAGGAAUGAAAUGUGUAAAAUAUCUACUGUUCAUCUUCAACUUCAUAUUCUGGUUGAUGGGCUCGUUGGUCCUUGCGGUUGGGUUGUGUUUGCGGUUCGAUUCUGAGACCGUCACUCUGCUGAACGGAGACGGAGCGCCAGACACCUUCUUUUAUGGUGUGUAUAUCCUGAUCAUAGCGGGCAGUCUAGUGAUGUUGGUGGGAUUUUUUGGCUGCUGCGGAGCCAUACGAGAGUCCCAGUGUCUGCUGGGUUCGUUCUUUGCCUGCCUGCUGAUAAUCUUCGGCGCAGAGGUUGCUGCUGGUGUGUUUGGCUUCUUGAACAAAGACAAGAUAAUCGAAGAUGUCCAGAACUAUUACAUCAAAUCCUACAACGGCAACAACAACAACACAAUGAUACAAAACUCCUACCAUGAAGUUCUGAACUGUUGUGGGACGUCCCAGAGCGUCUGCCCUGAGGCCCCAGCUGACACCAAGGACUGUGAGGCGGGCAUCAAGGAGUUCUUCAACAGUAAACUCUACAUCAUCGGUUACGUGGGGAUCGGCAUCGCUGGAGUCAUGGUUAUAGGGAUGGUCUUCAGUAUGGUGUUGUGCUGUGCCAUCCGCAACAGCAGGGAGAUCAUCUAACCAGGCAGAGCUUCCAGUCCCCCCCAACAGCCCAACCCCGGUCCUCCAGUCCCCCCAACAGCCCAACCCCGGUCCUCCAGUCCCCCCAACAGCCCAACCCCGGUCCUCCAGUCCCCCCCCUCCAACAGCCCAA
Messenger RNA from Salmo salar (Atlantic salmon), 963 nucleotides. It is a transcript of the gene tspan2b, whose product is annotated as tetraspanin 2b. The record is from RefSeq and is a predicted model, not a curated record. Gene Ontology annotation, cellular component: plasma membrane. NCBI's taxonomy places the organism in Eukaryota, Metazoa, Chordata, Actinopteri, Salmoniformes, Salmonidae.